Messenger RNA from Sciurus carolinensis (gray squirrel), 7355 nucleotides. RefSeq names its product GLIS family zinc finger 3 (gene Glis3). The transcript has 12 exons. NCBI's taxonomy places the organism in Eukaryota, Metazoa, Chordata, Mammalia, Rodentia, Sciuridae. Gene Ontology annotation, cellular component: nucleus. The record is from RefSeq and is a predicted model, not a curated record. Gene Ontology annotation, biological process: regulation of transcription by RNA polymerase II. The coding region runs from base 384 to 3185 and encodes 933 amino acids. Gene Ontology annotation, molecular function: RNA polymerase II cis-regulatory region sequence-specific DNA binding; DNA-binding transcription factor activity, RNA polymerase II-specific.
UGCUGCGUUCGCUCGCUCGCGGACGCGGCCGAGGGUUAGGGGCGGAGGCGGCGGGGGAGUGACGGGGUCGCGGCAAAGCGCACCCCUGGGGCCUCGCGCCUCCGCCUCCCGCCCCGCCCCUCACUCGGCGCUAGGGAGCCCGGGGACUUGGGCCUAGGACUCUGGCGAGCCAACCUAGCGGGUUUGCUUCCAGUGAGGCUGUGUAAAGCAGGUGCGAACUGCAAAAGUUUGCAGAAAAACAAUGAAGGCUGUUCCUGGAAACUCUGAAGCCAUCUAGAGACAGAAGCUUAUAACCCACACCAUGGAUAACUUAUUGGACUUUGCCUGAAAGGAGUCAUUAGUGCCAUUGGAUAUUUGACCAUCCUGGCCACAGGUUUUUCAGAAUGAAUGGAAGGUCAUGCAGCAUGAGUCUCCACCGGACAUCAGGAACCCCACAGGGGCCUGGGAUGGUCAGUGGCCAACAUAUUCCUCCCAUCCGAGCCCACUCAGGGACUCCUGGCCCCUCAUCCUGUGGCAGCACACCAAGCCCCGCUAUUGGAAGCCUUGCUAACAGCCUCCAUCUCAAGAUACCCUCAGGAGGAGGGAUGGCUCCUCAGAACACCCUGACUGAGAGCUCCAUCCACCUGCCUGCCCUGAGCCCCAGGAGACAAGUGCUCACCAAUGGGAAGCCACGAUUCCAGGUCACCCAGGCUGGAGGCAUGUCAGGGUCACACACUUUAAAGCCAAAGCAGCAAGAGUUUGGAAACCCUUUUCCUCCAAAUCCUGGGAAAGGGGCUCUGGGCUUUGGGCCUCAGUGCAAGUCCAUUGGAAAAGGCAGCUGCAACAAUCUAGUGGUCACCAGCAGUCCCAUGAUGGUUCAGCGACUGGGACCCAUUUCACCUCCAGCAAGCCAGGUCUCCACAGCAUGCAAGCAGAUCAGUCCUAGCUUACAGAGGGCAGUGAAUGCAGCCAACCUGAAUAUACCUCCUUCAGAUACCAGGUCCCUUAUUUCACGGGAGUCUCUGGCAUCCACAGCUUUGAGUCUGACGGAAAGUCAAUCGGCCUUGAGUGUGAAACAAGAGUGGUCUCAGGGCUACAGGGCUCUGCCUUCACUUUCUUCCAGCCAUGGCUCUCAGAAUGGUGUCGAUCUAGGGGACUUCCUUGGCCUUCCUCCAGGGACAUCCAUGUCCAGCAACAGUGUCUCUAACUCAUUGCCAUCCUACCUUUUUGGCAUGGAAAAUACCCACUCUCCUUACCCUAGUCCCAGGCAUUCAUCGACCAGGUCCCACUCAGCCCGCUCCAAGAAGAGAGCACUGUCCCUGUCACCCCUGUCUGAUGGCAUCGGGAUAGACUUCAAUACCAUCAUCCGCACCUCACCCACGUCCUUGGUUGCCUACAUCAAUGGGCCGAGGGCAUCCCCAGCCAACAUGUCCCCGCAGCCCGAGGUCUAUGGGCAUUUUCUGGGUGUGCGUGGCAGCUGCAUCCCCCAGCCGUGUGCAGUACCUGGAAACCAGAAGGGUGUGCUGGUGGCCAGUGGUGGCCUGGCACUACCGGCCUAUGGUGAUGAUGGCGUGCUGGAGUAUGAGCGCAUGCAACAGCUGGAGCACGGUGGCCUGCAGCCCGGGCAGAUCAACAAUAUGGUGGUGCAGCACGGCCUGCCAGGCCCCGAAAGCCAGCCCUCUGGCAUGCUCAAGACUGAGCGACUGGAGGAGUUCCCCGGCGGCACCCUGGACUUGCCCUCCGCGCCCCCUCUUCCUCCCUUGCCACCACCUCAGGGUCCGCCACCACCCUACCAUGCUCAUCCUCACCUUCACCACCCAGAGCUAGUGGCUCAUGGCCAGCCACUGGCCCUGCCCCAAGCUGCCCUGGACGAGGAUGGGGAGAUGGAUGAUGUUGGGGGCAAGCACUGCUGUCGCUGGAUAGACUGCAGUGCUUUGUAUGACCAGCAGGAGGAACUUGUAAGGCAUAUCGAGAAGGUUCACAUCGACCAGCGCAAGGGGGAAGACUUCACUUGCUUCUGGGCUGGCUGCCCUCGAAGGUACAAGCCUUUCAAUGCCCGCUAUAAACUGCUGAUCCACAUGAGGGUCCACUCUGGGGAGAAGCCCAACAAGUGUACGUUUGAAGGUUGCAAAAAGGCCUUUUCAAGGCUUGAAAAUCUGAAGAUUCACUUGCGGAGCCACACGGGCGAGAAGCCGUAUCUGUGCCAGCAUCCAGGCUGUCAGAAGGCAUUCAGCAAUUCCAGUGACCGUGCCAAGCACCAGAGGACACAUCUGGACACUAAACCUUAUGCUUGUCAAAUUCCAGGAUGUACCAAACGCUACACAGACCCAAGUUCCCUAAGAAAGCAUGUGAAGGCACAUUCUUCCAAAGAUCAACAAGCAAGGAAAAAGCUGCGGUCUAGCACUGAGCUCCAUCCAGACCUGCUCUCAGAUUGCCUCACUGUGCAGCCCCUGCAGCCAGCCACUUCCCCAAGAGACACUGCUGCUGAUGGCACCGUGGGAUGCUCCCCAGGGCCUGGGCCUGGGCCUGACCUCUAUCCAGCUCCCAUUUUCUCCAGCAAUCAUUCAAGCCGAAGUGGAACAGCUGCUGGGGCCGGGCCACCCCCACAUCCUGUCAGUCACCCUUCUCCAGGACAUAAUGUACAGGGGAGCCCCCACAACCCCUCCUCCCAGUUACCUCCACUCACAGCUGUGGACGCAGGAGCUGAGAGGUAUGUACCUUCUGCUCCAUCUCCUCACCACAUCAGCCCCCGGAGAGUUCCGGCUCCUUCCUCAAUACUGCAGAGAACACAGCCUCCCCACACCCAGCAACCAUCCAGUUCACACCUGAAGUCCUAUCAGCCAGAGACAAACUCUUCUUUUCAACCAAAUGGUAUCCACGUUCAUGGAUUUUAUGGACAGCUACAGACCUUCUGCCCCCCGCACUACCCCGACUCCCAGAGAACUGUGCCGCCUGGCAGCUCCUGCAGUGUGGUGCCUUCCUUCGAGGACUGCCUGGUCCCCACUUCCAUGGGCCAGGCUGGCUUUGAUGUUUUCCACAGAGCCUUCUCAACUCACUCAGGCAUUGCAGUGUAUGAUUUGCCUUCGGCUUCCUCGAGCCUCUUUGGGGAGUCUCUUCGGAAUGGGCCUGAAGACAACACGUUCUUACAGAUCAGUGCUGUGGACCGUUGUCCUAGCCAGCUUUCCUCUGUCUAUACUGAAGGCUAGAAGCUCCCCUGGUCGCCACUGCAUAUCCGGAACCUUCUGGUUGCUUGCCACCUCUUGUUCUCAUAUCUUACAAAGUAUACAAAGAAGGAUGUCAACCAACUCAGUGGGACCUCUAGGGUCACUGUCUUUGGAAGGCAGGACUAGAUGGUCAGAGCCGGCUUUACAGGAAUAUUUACAGUUGCUCCUUUUUCUCUCUGGGUUUGCUGGAUCAGGUGGCCAGCAGGACUGUCUUCUCAAAGGGAAUUUAGAGUCUCACUCUACUGGAUACCUGUUACUUCCUGGCUGUCUGCCCUCAAAGGACACCAAUGAAGUGAUGUGCAUAUGAAAAUGUAGUCUGGGGAUGACCCUUGCUGAAAACUCCAAAGAGGGAAGGACAGCCCAUUAGCAGGGGCAUAGUGAGCUGCCUCACCCAGUGUUCUCCCUGGUGGCUGCUAGGGCACAAGGAGGGAAAUCCACUUCCAAAGCACAGUGUGGUCUUAACACUUGGCAACUCCCUGGGUUUCCCUCUUCUCUUAGGUAUCCUCAUGCUAACCAGUUGCUUCUCAAUAUUUUUCCAAUGACAAAAUAAGAUUUUAAAUAUCAGCUUCCUACUUUGUUUUGGGAUUUUAAAGACAUUUUAUUUACAUCUUCUUUAAAAAGAAAAAAAAAUUAAAGGUUUAUUCUCUGGGUAGAAAUCAUUUUUAGUUCAAUCACCCAGCUAUACAUAUUUUGCCACAACUGUGGCUCUGCCUGUCCUCCUCCCCCACCCGCCCAUGUUAGUUUUACAGUUAGCACAAGGCUACCUGAGGGAAACAGGGUGUGCCCACCCUUCCUCCUCCCCCCCCCUCUCUCUCUAUCUCUCUCUCUCUCUCACACACACACACACACACCCAUGCACCUACUCCCAGUGCUGUAGCAGGAACCCUUCUGGGUUGACUGCUUAGCAGCUCCACCUUGAAAACAUUAAGUGAAAAAGGUCAUUUGACAGGUCCCCCAUUGCCUGCACUCUGGUCUUCUGCCUGAGGCAUGCAGGAGACAAAACAGGACACACUGCAUUGUGGCCAGGGUUCUCUUGGAAAACCAAACCAGGGAUGCCCUUUAUCCAUUUUGUUUGCAUAGCCUCUGCUCAGCUUCUUCAGGGAGUACACUCAUCCUUCUCUCUUUCUCCUGUAUUUGUUCCCUCCCUCUUUUUGCAGACAUGCCCACCACCUACCUGCCUUAUUCUAUCAACUCUUAGGGAAGUAGGGGGUAUGGUUCACAAAAAGUAGCUGAGACGGGAACCCUUUUUGGAAGCUCUGGUUUAAAGGCCUGGAAAUUUCCACAGAGCACUUGACUAUUUUAUAUCAAACCUAAGUAGGAAAUAAUUUUCAGUGGCACCUUUAUAAAUAUAUUAAAAAGAUACUGUGUCCUAGGGCAUAGGCUAUAAAAAUUGACCAAAUCCCAAAGAUUCAGUCAUUUACAACAUUGUGGUACAUUCACACUUCAGUUUCUUUUCUCUCUUUAAAAAAAUGUUUUCUGGAAAAAAGUGAAACAAUUCUAUUUAUCAAACUUCAAUAAUUGCAGGCUUCAACAAGACAAUUAAAUAGCUCGGUGUCAGACUUGGGGUUCUGUGACAGUUUGUAUCCUGAUAGAUGUGUCCUUCCAGUCUGGCUCCAAAAUCAGAAAUGUUCUACCUGAUUCCAGUAUUCAUUUCUAUACACCAUGGGAUGAGGGGAAUAAAGAACCAAGUGUGGAUUACAUUUUUCCAGCACAGUUGGUUGAUCUAGUUUCUCCUGUUAGUGGACUGUGUUCUAAGGAGAGCUGUCAUGCAGGUGUCCAAGUCUGCAAAAGAUGUAAAUUAUCCACUUUAUAAAAAAAUCUGCUGUGCUUUCCAAAGGAUGCACAUCAGGUUUCUUUGAUAAGUGAGUUCUCAGGCUGCAUAUAAAAUCCUACCCUGCUGCAAAUUUGGUGGGUUGUGUUUCUUGGCCUCAAGGACACAUGCAUGCUAACACUGGCUCAGUCAGUAGCAUCCAUCCUGUGUCCUCUGUCACACUCUAGAAAGAAGGGAAGACUCUGCUAUCUUCAGAGAGACCAUCUAGCUGUUCUUAAAUACUGAAGUUUUUACAAGUAACUCGAAAUGUAUUUCACUUGUGUGAUGAGGAGAAAAAAGAUGGAAAGGCAUGGUUGUUAUUGCAUUUGAUGCCGUCAGCCCUGCCUUGUGGUUUUAUAUAAUUUUAAGGAGAAAAGGGGAAAGGACAAAGCAAGAAGCUAAACCUCAGAGAUCAUGGAUGUCACAUACCUCUUUGGCUGAGAGGAGAUGCUUAUGAGCUAGGCUCUGGUCUCAUGGUGGCCUCUCACAGUGACCCUGAUUCCUCCUUGUCUCACCUGUACUGGGAGCAUCCAAAGACUUGCCAGGUGGCAACAGUACUGCAGCUCCUCCUUUCUCAGCCGGAUUUCAAAGCCUGGCCCCUGAGGACUAUGCAUGCUUUCAGGGGGAACAUGCAAGGAGCAGGGCCCAGUGUGGCCCCUCAGUGUUUCUUGAUGGCUGCAGAUUGGCAAUUAGGGUCUCAGGACGUGACAGGUUCUUUCAGCCUUCGCAAGCUGUCCUUAGACUCCAGAAUUUCUCCUGACCUUGAAAUUAGUCCCUUGCUUCUUUUCACAUUGCAGAAGAUUUUUGUGUGAUUUCACCAGUAUUUUAUAGCAGUAAAAGUGGAACUUCAGAAAAUCAUUUCCUUCCAUUUCCUGACCUUUUUAGUCUCCAUAUGUAGCCAUUUUCAUAAACAUCCAGAAAUUGUCAUUCCCCUGAAAGAACAAACUAACAAACAACAACAACAAAAGCAGUGCUUGUGAAAAUACACACAGCCCAAAGCCAAUUAUCUAUCCUAUCACAUUUAAAAAAAUAAGCACACUUAGAGACAUUUCAUUUGCUGCAUUAUUUUGAUUCCCUAAAGGGACUGCAUCAAAAUGUAGGUUGUCAUUUAGCCUCUGAUCAGGAUUUAAAUAUUAUUUAAAUAUUUAAUGGGCUUGUCAGGUCUCUCCCUUUACCUGUGUCAUCCCCAAAUUAUAUAGAUGAUUUUAACAUGGAAGAGAAGUCUUCAGUAGGUCACAGCAUAGAUUCCACUGAUAGUGGGGUGUUUGUGUUGUUCCGUUGUUUUUGAAUUACCAGCUGUCAAGCACACUAGUACACUGAUACCGUUUUGAACAAGGAUAACUGUUCAACUCUCCCCUCAGAGAACCUGGACUUUUCCAGUUGCCAUGAAGUAUUGGGAAUAGUGACUGUAAAUGUUCAGUGUAAUUAUUUGGUAUUUUAUUUGACUGUUUUGACUACAUCAUUUUAUAGCAGCAUUUCUUAAUGGCACUUUUUGUUGGUGGUGUGGAAUUUCUGCAGUUACCUUUUUUUUUUUUUUUUGCCAUGGAUAAAGCAAAAAAGAAAAACCAAACUCAUUGGAGAAAUGGUGAGUGUAAAAAAGAAGAGAUUUAUUUUGUACAGACAGCAAAGCAUCCUGUGUAAUGUUGCUGACAUAAAGCACUUUGGGGGGAAAAAGUGGAAAUCUGUUUUCCAUAAAUCACACAGCUCUUGUACAUAGUUAUAUACACUCACGUAGAGAAAUGAACUGCGUAUAUCAUACUGGAUAUGGGGCCGAUUUUACUCUAGAGGCACAUCUGGUGCUUAUUGUCAUAAAUCUUUUAAAGAAUUAGGUACACUUUUUUUCUAUUAAUAUGUAUAGUUUUGUGAUUUGUCACAGUUAUGUUUCAUAUAAUCAUAAGUUAUUUUGUCUUGUUUCAUGAAGUCCUUUUUAUAUGUCAAAAGUGAAAUGAAGGGAUUGUGCACUUGGUACAGAAUAAAACUGGAAAUAGAGAAUAUGCCCUCCUGCCUAGAUCUCCUUCGGCAUGUUGCUUUGAAACACAAUGGCAGCAAGACUGUUGUUUGUUUGUUUGUUUUAUUAUUUUGUUUUGUUUGCCAUCAGCCUCCUAUGUAUUGGGAAUGGUAAUUAUAAUUAAAAGCAGAUGGGAGGGGGAAGGGUCCAAGGCCAGCUUUAAAAUGCCGCAUUGCUUUGGGCCAGAGCUGCAGCCUGGAUUUAAUUAUAGAUAUGAGGACGAAAUGGCAGUAAAAAUGAAUGUCUCCCCGAAUCCUUUACAUGUUGGGAGUGUCCAUAAAUAAAACAUGAAGUUUUAUUUCAUCAGAUUUAAUUAAAGCUUUUAUACAUGUUU